AAAGUGGUAAGUGCUUCUCGCGCUGCACUAGUUGUUGGGCUCUGUGGUCUCAUACAAGCUGCGUUCUCCGCUGCACAGCAUCGUUCUUCUAUCCAUUUAACAGGACAGGAAUAUAGCUCGUUACUUAUUCAUGUAAGUGUGUUUUUCUUUAACCUUAUUGCAUGAUGUUACAGAUCCUUGUGCAAAUAGUUCUUUCUUUCAUUGUUGUCUGUAUUAGUCUCGUUGGUCUCGCUGGGAAUCUCAAGGAGUUAGAGGCUGCUGCAGAGUUCAGGGAGAAGUUUGUUCCAUCAAUCGUUUCAUAUAUUUUUAGGACCUGGGAUUAACUUGGAAAUAGACCUUCCUUUUACAUUUUUCAUCACCGCAAAGCUCUCUUGUCGACUAAUCCCACCCUCUAAUUCAGUAAUCACAAUGUCCACCAAUCCUAUUGUUCUUGCCCGUGGACACACUGAAGCAGUCACAACUUUGUCACUUUCUGAUCAUCUGCUGGCAUCUGGAAGUGCGGAUGGCAAUACCUAUUUCUGGUCUCUGGAUUUGAUCCAAAGUCCUUGUCCUGUUCUCCAGGCUCCAAGAUAUGGUCACUGUUCUAGUCUCAAAUUUAGUGUUAAACAAGAAAAUAUACUCUACGGGGCGUAUAGCCAAGAAAUUAUCUCGUGGGAUAUACGCAACUUAAGACAGCUAUUCGAUAUUUGGAAAGUUAAUGAAGGGAGAGUAAAUUCGAUUGACGUAUCUGAGACUGAAGACCGGCUGGCGUCAGCAGAUGAUACUGGUACAGUACAGAUUAUUGAUCUGAGUAAUGGUUCGCUUGUUCGUACUCUCAAGAAACAUGAUAACAGCGUGUCUUCAGUUAAGUUCCGACCGGGUCGUCCCUGGCAGCUGGUGAGCGGUGGUGUCGACUGUAAAGUUGUCGUAUCCGACUGGCGGGGAUCAGGCUUGGCGGUUAAUAUUUUUGAGCUGAGUGAAAUUGCUGACUACUCUGGCUCAGACUCAAACAAUGUUGAGGCUGACGAUUCUUAUAUAGACAGUAUAGAUGAUGAAUCCUUGAAUGUACUCCUCCGUUCCAACUCCACCAUGAACUUUGACGGGGGUAAUACCAGAACGAAUGACCGCAUUCGAGAUCGGUUUGCCGAGCAGAUUGUAAGUCAACCAGCGUCAACAUCUUUUCGUGUAUGUUACAUGUGUCCUUAUUAACUGUGUUUCAACCUACAGGAUUUCAUGAUGACAAGAACAGUAUCCUGUUCCAUGACUCCUCAUUUUAUAAAGUAGCCUACUGUGUAGACUAAAGUGGGAUGAAACUUAGGCAUUUCAGCGUGUGUUCUAGGUGUUAAUCUCAAUAUUUCUGGUCGCUUCUUUAAAAGUGAAAUCUGUUUAUUUUUGGUCUGUCAUGUCGGAAAGUAUAUAAUGAGCUGUAAAUCCCAGUUGGCGUCACAAUUAAGGCUCUUCAUCUCAUUCUAGUGAAGCUCAUAAUCGUAAAUUUGAUGAUUGUAAUACAAGCUCCGGAACACCCGUGCCAGAUAUACUCUUCACUUGUUUGGAAACACUAUAUACGCCAUGCUAAUCUUCUCUGCAGCAUCAGAGACAGUAGAACGUUGAGAAUAACAUCAGUGUGUAUCGGCACAAAAGUCACACCACUCAUCCCGGAAUCCAUGAUCUCCUGCAUAACUGUUAAAGGAAGAAGCUUCUCGUUGUCUGCAAAGGUCUUCAGAUGUGACUAAUUGUAAGUUCUACCGCCAACUAGAUGAUAUAUUUUAAAUGGGCUUGGCAAUUAUUUCAGUGGCAGUUCCUACGUGGAUAUCUUUGCU
This is a messenger RNA of Trichobilharzia regenti, 1799 nucleotides long. NCBI's taxonomy places the organism in Eukaryota, Metazoa, Platyhelminthes, Trematoda, Strigeidida, Schistosomatidae. The record is from the annotation of a GenBank genome assembly.